Scheffersomyces amazonensis is the source of this 1817-nucleotide messenger RNA. RefSeq names its product Utr2p (gene UTR2). The transcript has a single exon. Gene Ontology annotation, biological process: carbohydrate metabolic process; cell wall organization. Gene Ontology annotation, molecular function: hydrolase activity, hydrolyzing O-glycosyl compounds. The record is from RefSeq and is a predicted model, not a curated record. NCBI's taxonomy places the organism in Eukaryota, Fungi, Ascomycota, Pichiomycetes, Serinales, Debaryomycetaceae. Gene Ontology annotation, cellular component: cell wall. Bases 272 to 1702 code for a protein of 476 amino acids.
UCAUUUUCAGACUCGUUUCGAGCCUGAUCUGGACUCAUUACCAUAUAAGAAAUCCAUCAGAAUUUCUAUUCCAUUGCUUUACCAUUUCUCUUUAUCGGUUAGUCAAUAAAUACCAUCGUUUAAAUAGUAUAUCAUUUUUUUAUUCCUCGGAUUCGGUGAUAAUUAAAAUCAUCUAUCCAUUACUAUCAUUAUUUAAUUCAUUAUAAAAUUCCUAUUACAUUCAUAUUUAGUAUAUAAUUUUUGCCAUUCGCUUUAACAAAUUCAUUAAGAAAUGUUUAUUUCACAAUCAUUUAAAUGGACUUUGAUUCCUAUAAUAUUUUCGACUUUAUUGUCACAUGUUUUGGCUGAUACUCCUCAAACCUUUUAUUGUAAUACAACUAGUCAAUGUCCUGAAGAAUAUCCAUGUUGUUCUCAAUAUGGUCAAUGUGGUACUGGAGCUUAUUGUUUAGGAGGUUGUGAUAUUAGAUAUUCAUUUAAUUUAUCAUCUUGUAUGCCUAUGCCAAGAAUGGACAGUUUUUCUUAUGAUUUUACUGAUAUUAAUAAUGUUGAACUUCAAACUGAUUAUUUAGGUAAUGCAUCUGAAGCUGACUUUGUAUAUUCAGGUUGGGUUGCUGGUCAUAAUAAUGCUUUAUUAUUACAAAUGCCAAAUGAAACUACUGGUACGGUUGUAUCUUCAACUAAAUACUUAUGGUUUGGUAAAGUUGGUGCUACAUUAAAGACAUCUCAUGAUGCUGGGGUUAUUACUGCAUUCAUUCUUUUCUCCGAUAUUCAAGAUGAAAUCGAUUUUGAAUUUCUUGGUUAUAAUUUAACAGCUCCUCAAACCAAUUUCUAUUAUGAAGGUAUUCUUAAUUAUACCAAUGCUAGAAAUUCUUCAACUACUAAUACUUUUGAAUAUUAUCAUACUUAUGAAAUUGAUUGGACAAUUGAUUCUCUUAGUUGGUAUAUUGAUGGUCAAAAAGUUCGUACAUUAAAUAAAAAUGAUACUUAUAAUGAAACCACUAAAGUUUAUAAUUACCCUCAAACUCCUUCAAGAAUUCAAUUUUCUUUAUGGCCUGGUGGUGAUUCUCUUAAUGGUUUAGGUACUAUUGAAUGGGCUGGUGGUGCUAUUAAUUGGGAUUCUCAAGAUAUUCAACAGUAUGGUUAUUAUUAUGCAUACGUUCAAAACAUUACUGUUGAAGCUUAUGAUUUACCACCUAAUGUUCCAUUACAAGGUUCAAAAAAUGCUAGUGAUUUACAAGCCUAUCUUUAUAAUUCAACUGCUGGUGGACAAGGAAGUGUUUAUUUAACCAAUAAACAAACUUGGUUAGGUGCUUCUAAUGCUACUGGAUUUGAUCCUCAAAAUAAUAAACCAGUUAAUCAGAAAAACACUACAUCUACUAUUGUUACAACUAGUGGAUCAAAAGUAAUUACAAAGACUACUAUUCAUACUACUAAUAAUGCUCAAGAAACUGUUAAUGGUCCACCAGCAAUUGAAGCUGGUACUACUAAUGGAGGAGAUAAUCAGGCACAAGCUACUACUACUUAUAAUACUAAUGGUGGAAUUGGAGGAUUUGUACAAAAUUCUCAAGAAACUGCAACUGAUUCAAAAUCAAGUGGUAGUUCUGGUAGUGGAUCAUCAUCUGCUUCUGGUAUUCGUGCUGUUGGUAGUAUUGUAGCUUUAGUUGGUGCUAUGGCUAUCGGAUUUGUUUCAUUUUUCAUGUAAUAAAUAAGUUUAUAUGAUCAUUAUUCAUACUUUCAUCUUUUUAUUUCAAUUUUUAUUUCAAUUUCUAUUUAAUUUAACAGAUUUAUGGUUCCUAGUAAAUAUGUAUAUUACCGAA